AUGCCAUCAACACGUCACUCUGCCUGCUGGACACAAAGUGGAGAAUUUGAAUGGUACCACUCAAGACAGCAAGACAACAACGAGGGGGCACUACUCAAUUUUCAUGUGGAGACUGGCACAUCAGAAGUCCCUGUUGAUGCGAACAACUCAUCAUUGGCUGCUAGGAAUCCAAAUUGGCCUGUUUUGAUGUCCCAAGCCCCACUUAACGCUGCACAGAAGGCACAAGCCAAUGCACGAAGAGCAUCACAAAAAAUUUCGGCUGCACAAUGCAAGGAGACUGAAGAUGCGCUCACCGGUGCCAUCCAACAGCUACUUGCAGAACAAAAUGCCAGUAUCGAGGCCAUCACAUCCAAACAUGGUGUCACUCAAGACAAGCUUGCCAAUGCAUUGAUACAUGCAAAAGCACAAGAGGUCAAUGCAGAUCUUCCUCGUGGCACCAAGUAUUCACUUGAUGAGAUUCGAGAAAUGGUCAAGGCGGACGAGAGUAUGCAAAACCUAGUUCACGAGGAGCAGCAAGAAUAUAUCAACAAACUCACUGAACGCUGUGCCCUCCAGAACAUGAGUAUUCGCGCAACGAACACUGCAGCAGCCCGAGACGUUCAGUCAACAUUAGAUAACGUCUUCAAGAUGCUUGAUGGUCUCGCCCUUCGAACGGGAAUCUACACCUGCCUCUUCGCCUCCCGUGGACAUGUGUAUGAUACUGCACAAGCAAUGUGGUUUGGAACAGAUAAUGUCAUGGACUUCUGGGAGGAUGUCCUUCAAACAAAGGCUGACAAAAUCGCACGGAAACUGGAACAAUGGGCAUGUAUGGCAGGUCGAAACAUCGAUGAACACGAGACGGUACAGAAUAUGCAACGUGUUUGUACGCGACUCCUCAAUUCUGGGCUAAGGACUAUAGCUAAGCGGCGCAACAUCCGCAUCAACUAUACAAACUUCGAUACUGCCAUGAAGGAGAAACUUGCAAUCAAUCUCAAGGGCUGGCCUGAGGGUGUGCCGUUCCAGUCCCCCACCAGUAUAAACAACCUCAAGGCCCUAUUGAAGGUCCGUGAUGCACUGAAGGAUGGAUCGUGCCACUUGGUUUGUAUGUCCCCAUGUCAAAGGGAGGAGUAUGCUGCCCAACUCACAGCGCACCGAAAGAAAGGAGAAGUCAUUGGCAAGCUGCACAAGAAGCGUGCUGAUGCUGGUGUGCCACGCAAGUGCAAGGGAAAGGAGAAUGCACCUCUGAGGAAUCAAGCACGAGCUUCAGGGUCGUCUACACAGGCUCCAAAAAGCGUAGAAUAUAUAGACACAAGUGAUGAGGAGGACACAAGUGACGACGAGGUUUAG
Molecule: messenger RNA, 1326 nt
Organism: Suillus bovinus
Lineage: Eukaryota; Fungi; Basidiomycota; Agaricomycetes; Boletales; Suillaceae
Exons: 7
Coding region: 1-1326 (441 amino acids)
Source: RefSeq, a predicted model, not a curated record